Phragmites australis (common reed) is the source of this 1177-nucleotide messenger RNA. Its product is annotated as glucan endo-1,3-beta-glucosidase 12-like. Bases 292 to 810 code for a protein of 172 amino acids. The record is from RefSeq and is a predicted model, not a curated record. The transcript is spliced from 4 exons. NCBI's taxonomy places the organism in Eukaryota, Viridiplantae, Streptophyta, Magnoliopsida, Poales, Poaceae.
UCUGGACACUGGACAUUUGGGCCACUUUCCAUGCCUUCUCCGUGGCUCCCUGCCACGGCCAUAAAUAUGCACCAUAUAGUGAGCACCCGGGGGACUUUCUAGGUUCACGUCUUGCUUAGUGGUCCGAGUGAAAUCCAGCCCUUUUCCCAUGAACAAUGGCUUCUUUCCUGUCGAUACAUCUUUUCUUCACUCAUACUCUCGUUAUAUUCCCUAGACACUCACACACGGGUGAGGAGUGCUGAGUGAAAAGCAGGAACUGUUGUAUAGUUCUGUAAGUUCUCUGUUUCAACCAUGAACAGAAAGGAGCUGAUCGUGCACGGCCUUUUGAUUCUUGGAUGGUUCAUAGCCUCUGCGGCCGGCGUUGCACAAGAGGAGAAGGCGGAGUCGGUGACGCCGAUCCCGAUGCUGUCUCCACCGGAAGGCAACAUGACGUUCAUCGACGGCGUGACGUGGUGCGUGGCCCGGCCGGGCGCCCCCCAGGAGGACCUCCAGAACGCGCUGGACUGGGCGUGCGGCCCCGGCGGCGCCGACUGCUCCCAGCUGCAGCCCGGCGGCCGGUGCUACCAGCCGGACACGCUCCUCACCCACGCCUCCUACGCCUUCAACAUCUUCUACCAGCAGAACGGCAACUCCGACAUCGCCUGCAACUUCGGCGGCGCCGGAGCCAUCGUCAAGCGGGACCCGAGUUUCGGCUCAUGCAAGUUCCUGGCAUCUGAGACUUCUGCUGCUUUCUCACCGACGUUGGGAAGGGCGUGGAUGGCCAUGGUCGCUGCAUCACUGAAUUUGAUCGCGCUUCGGCUGAGAGUUUAGAAAUUCUCGCUUCUGUGAUCCUUCGUCUCAUCGAGCACUGGAUGCUACGGAAGAGCGUGAUGUAUUGAAGUGGCUUAGUUUUGUACUCCUGUAAGGAACGGUCCUAUUUUUAUUUUAUUUUUGGGAAAAUUGAUUAUAUGUCCAAAAGUUGAUCGUCCCAAGUUGAUCAUCAUUUAUCAUAUAUCUCACAUAAACUAUUUUGUUACAAAAUUUCGUAUUAGACAAGAAAGGUUGAAGGCUAAAUUUUGUUACAUAUAUAAUCAAAUGAUGAUCAACUUCGGAUAUAUUAUCAUAAAAGUUGAUCAACUUUGGAAUAUAUAAUCAAAUUUUCCUUUUUUUCGUGUAAAUUUCGUCGAAGAGUAUCAGC